AUGGUACCAUGUUCGGUUGGCUAUUAUGUAGUAGAAUGGGAGAAGUACGAAACGUGUAGAGGACCUAAAUUGAAAAAUCUAACUGAGUUCACCAGUAAACUGCUAAAAAAUAAAGACGACCACUUUAUUGGACAGCUGAAUAUGACCUUCUUAGAAGACACUCGGGUUGAUGAGAUAAGAAUGUACGUGUACACUAUUAAAGAUAAUGCAAAAGUUCUCCUUUGGAACUACAAUAUAAACAAACCCUGCCAGCACUACGUGUUCGCCACAUUACUUGAAAGUUACCUAGGAGCCAAAAAUUGUAUUGUUAAAAAGGGUUUCUACUACAGUGAUAUGGACAUGUCAGACCUUAUGGCCAAAUAUAUUGGUAAACAGUUUUUCUAUGGCGAGUACUUGUUUAAGGUACUUAUGAACUCAAAGAAGGGUAACCUGUUUUGCACGUAUUUUGAUCCGAAAUUCAAGAAAAAGAAGACUCAAAAAACCUAG
Messenger RNA from Leptosia nina, 486 nucleotides. The record is from the annotation of a GenBank genome assembly. Lineage: Eukaryota; Metazoa; Arthropoda; Insecta; Lepidoptera; Pieridae.